ACAUGUUUAACGGGGACAACAAGACGUAACAGUACUUUACGGGGUUUCUUUCUUUCAGACGGUUGAGAGAGAGAGAUCAAACCGUUGGAGACAGGUCACCACCAGUUCCUCUCUUUCUCUCUCUCAUCCCCUGUUCUUUUUACCGGUUUAUUUGGAGUGCGUUGUACAAGGACUAGUCCCAAGCCAUGCUGUGGAGAGCGGGGCUCGUGUUGCUGCUGUGUUGGGCCACCACCGGGGAGCUAAGUCAUCAACCCCUGGACUCCCCGGAACGUGAAGACCCGACGACGAGCAAACUGCAGGCCGACUCUGUGUCCGUGAGUACGCGGCAGCAGCGGUCCCCGCCGCCGGUAGAACCCCUAGACUUUGGGUUCGUGCCCUCCGGUGUGUACGACACGCACGCCUACUACGAGCCCGGUGCCAUCGGUGUUCUGUUCCACAUGGUUCACGCGUUCCUUUACGUGGUACAACCGAACCCCUUUCCGAAAGAUCUCAUCGUAAAAGUCAUCCAACAGAACAUGGGAGGGAUAAAACUAGAGGACUAUCGCAAGCCAGAGAACGUUGUCCUAAUGCUACAGACGAUCUACUAUGAGGCGGGCUUCCUGGUGUGUGUGAGUCUGGGCUGUGUGUUCCUGGUGUUGACCCCCGUGGUAGGAGUGUGUUUCUGUGUGUGUCGCUGCUGUGAGAACUGUGGAGGGGAGAUGCACCAGAGACAGGGGAAGAACCCAGACUGUCAGAGAGGAUUCUACACCGCCGCUCUCCUCGCCACCUCCAUAUUCAUCACGACGGGGGUGCUGAUAGCGCAUGCUGCCAACCACAACGUCACGUCUCAGAUCAAGUCAACGCGCCGUUUCAUCAGCAGCAACAUGAGAGACCUGAAGACCUUCGCUAACAACACACCGGCGCAAAUUGACCAUCUGACGGCCCAGUACACUACAGCUAAGAAUAAAGUCCUGUCUGACCUGGACAACAUCGGGCCUCUGCUGGGUGGGAGGAUCCAGACUCAGCUGGAGAAGGAAGUAGUUCCUUCUCUGGACACAGCUCUGCGCAUGGCUGGAGGCAAAGUGGAGAACGCCGUCAAAGCGCUGCGUGAGUCUAGGGAGGCGUUGGAGAGUGUCAGUUCUUCGUUGGAUGUUCUUCAUGAGGGAACGUCUCGUCUGGCGCUCCGUCUGGCAUAUGAACGGACUUCCCUGUCCAACACCCUGUCUGAUCCGGCCUGCACUAAUGGAGCUGUGUCACGCACCUGCAGUAACAUCCGCAUUACGCUCCCACAGCUGGGAAUCAACAGCAACUUCUCUGGGUUACCAAACGUCAGUCCCCAGUUGGCCAGAUUAGAGAUUGUCCUGAAGACAGACCUCAGCAACAUUUUACAGAAGGGUUAUUCAUCCUUCAAUGACACCCCCAGACUGGUCCAACAGCAGACUAAGAAUGUAGUAGCAGCUCUGCCUAGAGUGAAGGCCAUGCUGGAUAAAAUAGGAGUAGAGAUUAUAGGUUUCUCUAAGAUGUUCCCAGUGGAAGCCUCUCUGGCCAACUUCACCAUCUUCCUGAGUCAGGGCCAGAACAACAUGGAGGCCUACUACCCUCAGAUGGACCAGAUGGACUUCUACAGGUGGAUAGGCUGUGUGGCCUUGCUGUGUACGGUGGUCCUCGUCUUGACCUUUAACUUCCUGGGUCUGUUGUGUGGAACGUGUGGCUACGACAAACAGGCCACGCCCACCACCCGUGGCUGCCUAUCAAACACCGGAGGCAACUUGCUAAUGGCAGGUGUAGGGUUCAGCUUCAUCUUUGCCUGGGUAUUGAUGGGGCUGGUAUCAGCAGGGUUUGUUGUCGGGGGCAACAUUGAGAAGUUGUUCUGUGAACCGCUUGCUAACAGACAACUGUUCAAGAUCAUAGACACUCCUUACAUGGUCCAUCCUGCCAAGAAGCACUUCCUGCCCGGCAUGCUGUUCCAGAACCCUAACAUCAACCUGACUGUAGGAAGCAUGUACCGGGACUGCUAUGAUAACAAGGGGCUGUACCAUGCUCUGCAGCUGGAGACAAUGUUCAACAUCAACACCUUCCUCAAAACCACCGUGUUUAACAAGGAUCUGGUGAAGGUGUUUGACAGCGUGAGCAUCGACCUCCAGAGCAUGGUGUUAUUGGAGCAGGACGGACGAGAUAACCUGCUAACCUUCUCUACCGCUGGGAUAGGAGAGAUUAACUAUGCUGCUUACCUAGCAGAGGUGAAUAAAGGUGUAACUCUGGUGGAUCUGCUGUCGUUUUCCAACGAGCUGGAGACCCAGGCUGACCUUCUGCCGCGGGGAGCUCUAGAGAAUGCGUUGAAGGGUCAUGCCAGCAGCAUCAGACAGAUCCACAGAGAACAGGUCGUCCCUAUGGAGCAGGCCAUGAAAUUUGUCAGAGCGCGGAGCACCCUCAGCCAGAGCAUCCGGCUACUGCAGAGGACAGCUAAGGAACUACCUGUGAAGGUGACUAACGUCCUUAGUGCCAUCGACGAAGCAGAGUACCUCAUCACACACAACGCUUCACGUGUGGUAAAACAGGAGACAGAUGUGUACAUGCGGAGCCUGGUUGGAUACUUCAGACAGUACACUGACUGGGUCAAAAACUCUCUGACAGGGGAGGUGGCCCAGUGUAAACCCAUCAGUAACAUCAUUGACUCCUUGGAGAUUGUAGCCUGCAGCUUCAUAGUCGACUCAGUGAACACGUUCUGGUUUGGUCUGGGUGGUUGCUGUGUGUUCCUGGUUCCCAGCAUCAUCCUGUCAGUCAAACUGGCCAAGUACUACAGGAGGAUGGAUACGGAGGAUGUGUUUGAAGAGGGCCAAGAAAACUGGUAGAGAAACAAAGGUGGGAAAGAGAAAGAGAACAAAACAAGAAGACAGAACUCUGCUGAUCUCCGCCCCACAACAACCCCUCACCUGAUUGGACAAAGGACCUUAGCUGCCAGCCAAUUACAGGAGCCCAAAUGAUGCCCUGUACGUUCCAUCGCCCAAUCACAACACUAGUUCUGUCUGACAUCACCAUAGUUUUUAAACGUUUCACCCGUGUGAACAUGUUGGUGGAUUAUUUCUAUCGAAUCUGCGACUCACAAACAACCCUCCCCCUUCCCUGAAAACCCCACCCAUAAUGAUUGAUUGACAGGUCUGAAACCUUAUCGACUCUGCGACUCACAAACAUCCCUCCCCCUUCCCUGAAAACCCCACCCAUAAUGAUUGAAUGACAGGUCUGAAACCCUAUCGACUCUGCGACUCACAAACAUCCCUCCCCCUUCCCUGAAAACCCCACCCAUAAUGAUUGAUUGACAGGUCUGAAACCCUAUCGACUCUGCGACUCACAAACAUCCCUCCCCCUUCCCUAAAAACCCCACCCAUAAUGAUUGAUUGACAGGUCUGAAACCCUAUCGACUCUGCGACCCACCCCCGUCCCUGAAAACCCCACCAAUAGUGAUAAACUAGUUGAUUUGACCAGAGUUAUUAUAGACAAGAGCUUUGUUUGAUUCUACUGGAACCACUGACUCAUCUCAAUGACAUUUUAUACGCUUUCAACACCUUUGAAAGUUUUAUAUAUUUUUUAAUAUAAUAUGUUAGCAUGUUACCAUGUUAGCAGACACUAGCUAAAAAAACAAACAUGUUAGCAUGUUAGCGGACGCUAGCUACCAAACCAUGUUAGCAGACACUAGCUAAAAAAACAAACAUGUUAGCAUGUUAGCGGACGCUAGCUAACAAACUAUGUUAGCAGACACUAGCUAAAAAAAACAUGUUAGCAUGUUAGCUAGCGGACACUAGCUGCUUGUCGUUUGAUAGCUGUAACCAUCGCAUUGACGCAGCUUUGUUGUCACGGCGGUGAUGUCACGGCUGUGAUGUUUAUCGGUGAUGUCAGGACUGUAAUGUCACGGCUCAUGUCAC
Salvelinus fontinalis (brook trout) is the source of this 3899-nucleotide messenger RNA. Its product is annotated as prominin-1-A-like. Lineage: Eukaryota; Metazoa; Chordata; Actinopteri; Salmoniformes; Salmonidae. The transcript has 27 exons. Gene Ontology annotation, cellular component: cilium; microvillus; prominosome. The coding region runs from base 186 to 2831 and encodes 881 amino acids. The record is from RefSeq and is a predicted model, not a curated record. Gene Ontology annotation, molecular function: cholesterol binding.